AUAGAAACAAAGAUAUACGUGUUUCAGGUGCUACGAACGAAUCGAUGGCUUACCGAUGUGUUUUGAGCUGCGAUUCUUGGUGUCUUUAGGUCGACUUUCACCUCUGAGCUCACUUCCGCAGCUGGAUUUGAAAUUCGUAUCAUGGUUUAAGGCCUUUUGCUCGGAUUCGAACUGAACUUUCACUGUUCAUAAACGAUGAAGAGCGAUUCGGUCGUCGUUUUGCUGCUACGAUUUUUAGAUUUUUGUUCGAUUAUCAGUAACGUUUGAGCGAUUCUGGUUUCUGAAAUCUAUUUGUGUUUCGGCGUAUCAAGUAGAGGCCCUGCGGCGAAGUCUAAAAUUCGUAUUUGAGCUCUUUCCAACCCAAAUAUUGAAUUCUGUACUUGUAUUUGAUAUCAACUGUGUUAGCAAUUUGUUAUUUGUGCUCUGAUUUUCAACUGCGAUUUGGGGCGUGCUCUUUGUGAUUUGGGGCUUUUUUCGAUUUCUGAGCUGCUUGGAAACGAGGACGAUGGCUGGGGAUCGUUCCAGCUCCAAAAAACAGGGGAAGGGUAUGCAAACCCCUUCCAUAAGUACCAGGUCCAGGGCAGCAGCAGGAUUUAAUGUCUUGGAAGGGCUGGAUGAGAAUUUCCCUACCCUUACUGUUGGAAAUUCUGGGACGAAGCUUUCUGGGAAAACUGCAGCAUUGCAGGUUGCUGCUAUUGAUGGGGGGACUACCCCGGCCCAGGGCAUUAAUGGGAAAAGUGCAGCACUGCAAGUUGCUGCUAUUGAUGGGGCGACUACCUCAGUCCAGGACAUUAAUGGGAAACCUCUACCUGCUGGGAAUCCUUCUGCUACUACUGAGGUUUUAACUGAUUUUACUAAGCCUAGGGUCUUUGAGCUGGUCUCACCUGCUGCUGGGACAGUUCCACCUGCUGCAGGGAGUGAGAAGAAGACACCUCCCGGGAAGUCAAGUGCUCCAAUGCCUCCUGCGCAGCCUACUGUGGGAGUAAUAAAUGAGAUACUGCCCCCGAUGCCACGGGCAGAACCUGAAUCCUUAAAGUGGAAGGCUUUGUUUAAAGAUAAUCGUGAUCCAAGCCACGGGUUUAAACUAAGAUAUAUCCCUCCUAUUGGUGAGUCUUUGGAUUUUGGGGAUCGGGUCUUACCGACUAUGGUUGAAAUGUGGGGGUUUUGCCUUGUUGGACAUUUCACCGGGAAUUUUCCCGGACUCAAAGCAGUUCAUGACCUUAAAGCAAAAUGGGGUGUCAAGUGCCUUGUGAGGUCCCACAAAAAAGGUUGGAUGAUUUUUAAAUUUCAAAGUGGAGAGGAUAGAUCUAAGGUUCUACUUGGAGGACCAUACACCGUGUUUGGGAAGCUUCUCAUGCUCAAGGAACUUUCGGAAAAUUUUUCGUUUGAGGACGAAGAAUUUUUAAAAGUACCAAUUUGGGUUAAGUUCCAUGAUUUACCUAUGCAACUAUGGAAUGAGGAGGCCAUGAGUGAGGUAGCUUCCAUGGUUGGGGUCCCAAUAGCUACGGAUAAAAUCACCAAAGAGAGGAUCAACAAUGACUAUGCUAGAGUUUUGAUAGAGGUUGACAUCUCGAAGCCGCCACCACUCUCGUUUCCUAUACGGUUACCUUCCCAAAAGGUAUUCAAACAAAGUGUAGUUUAUGAAACUUUUCCUAGCUAUUGUUUUCACUGCAAAGAAUAUGGGCACCACCCAUUUAUUUGUAAGAAGUUAUGUGGGGUUGGGGAAAACAAGGAACUCGUUGUUGUUGGAGAAAAUGAUGAAGUUGGACUUACUUCUGUCCGGGCAAAAUCUGCCCAGGAGCUUCACCCGACCGGGCCUAAGCCUAGCCCGACCGGGUCCAGGGGAAAAACAGCUGCCAAGGGGCCACACCCGACCGGGUCAACCCCAAACCCGACCGGGUUACUUGGACAGACUGCCCACGAGCCUGAACUGCCUGCCGUGAAAAGGAGAUUGACUAUUGGCCAACUUAUGGGUGUGAAAACAGUCCAUGAGUCCUCCGAGGAUGAAGAAGACGAGGUAUUUUUGGAAGAAAAUGAAAGACUAGUAACAAGGGAGACCGACUUGCACCAAAAUGAUGUAGUUAUCAAAUGUGAAGUGGUAAAUGGAAAGAAGCUCAGGCUGUUUGUUAAGCCCUUUAAAUUUGUGCACACUAAUGUGAUUAGAGUGGAUACCUCCCUUCGACUUACGGAUGAUUUGGACAAAAAAGGCCUAACUUUCACCGCCAAAUGUCUUGAGAGGUUACCGGGAGUUACUAAGAAGAAAGGGGAGAUUUGCUUUGACUCAAAGUUUACUACUCCUUUCCGACUUUUCUUUGGAUGAUUAUUUAGGGACACCUUUUACUCUGUCGGAGCUGGUUUUGUAGGUUUGUUUUUUUUGUUUGGCUUCAUGAUGUUUGAUUUGUGAGAAUGUUGCCUUGAGUUUGUGGUACCCCGUGAUUUGGGAUAUGCACUUUGAGUGUACUCGUGAUGCAUUGUACUAUGCUAUUUUUCUGGAUAUAUAUACUUACAUUUUAUCCAAAAAAAAAAACUAAAUCAACCGUGUUACGGAGAUUGGAUUAAAUUU
Molecule: messenger RNA, 2563 nt
Organism: Cuscuta europaea
Lineage: Eukaryota; Viridiplantae; Streptophyta; Magnoliopsida; Solanales; Convolvulaceae
Source: the annotation of a GenBank genome assembly